AUCAUUCAACUCACUCCACAAUAAAAUAAAGUUCACAAUAGAACAUGAAACUAAUCAAUCCAUAAAUUUCUUAGACCUCACAAUUGUGAAUGAACAACAAGAACAUAACUUGUACAUUUACCGAAAACCAACCUACACUGACAUCACAAUACAUGAAUCUUCACACCACCCGAACACACAUAAGUAUGCUGCAUUUAGAUCAAUGUUGAACAGGGCACAUACAUUACCUUUAAAACCCAAAGCACUAACACAAGAAAUAGAUACUAUCAAAACAAUUGCAAUAAAUAAUGGUUACUCUGUAAAAUCAAUUGAUAAACUAUCUAAAAAAAUUCAGACCAACAUCAUCCAAAAAAACACUGAAAAGAUAACUACCGACACAAAACAAAUCUUCACAAGCAUUCCAUACUUAGGCACAGUAUCACAAAAAAUAGCUAACCUAUUCAAAAAAACCAAUAUUAAAAUAUCUUUCUCCACAAACAGCAAACUUGGAUACCACUUACCUCACACAGUGAACACAAACAAGCCAAUAACACAACACAGUGGAAUAUAUAAAUUACAAUGUAACAGUUGCCCUGCAUUUUACAUAGGAAAAACUGGAAGAACCUUCCACACACGGUAUAAAGAACACACCGACGCCUUUCGACUAAACCAUUUUGAGAAAUCUACAAUAGCUAACCACAUGUAUGUUAAUAAACACAGACUUGACAACAUCCACAACAGCCUAACUGUACUUCACACAGAACCCAACAGUAAAAAACUUAGCCUACUAGAACAGUUAGAAAUAAUGCUACACAAAGAAAAAUAUCCUCAAAACUUGUUGAAUGAACAAACAGAGUUUAACAGCCACAAUUUUUUCUACACAUUUAAAAGUUUAUUUUUUCCUGAGGAAUCAAAUCUAUAAUAGUACAAACAGUUGACAGCCUACAACAUGGUACCAAAUAAUUAUUUUAAUACUACCUGUGUACUGGUAAUACUAUAUCAUAUUAUCUUCUGUGACGAAAAAAAAAAAAAAAUCGAUUAUAUUUAGAAGUAGAAUAUCUGUAUGAACGAGAAUCUUUGGCAUGUUUAUGUUCUGCUAACACAAUGUGCAAAAAAGUGUGUGACUACCUAUAUAUACCAGUAUGUACCGUAAAAUUAAAGAUGUGUAUUGUGUAUACCAACUGGACAACAGAAGCAGGCAAUAUACAAUGUUAACUGCAAACAACUAAAACACAUGAAGUAAAUCACUAAAAAGCACCUGAAGAUGAGCCUCCAGGGCUCGAAAUGCAUAGUGCAAUAAAUAAAUGCAACUUGUGACUGAAGGCGGUUUGUUCUUUAUUUUACGAAAGUAAAACAGUCGCGGACGAAACACUGGUAAACAAUGGAUAAAAUUAAGUUAUAUUUGCCUAGCCAGGCAUUAAGAACAGUGUACUCAUUUAAAAAUGCGAAACUUAAGCUAACAAAAGUGAUUUGUAGUGUCAAAUUUAACAAAGAAUGUGUAUCUCAUGGUUUUAUUCCAAACUACAUUAACAUUACGAAAAAGUGGCGUUCACAAGCAGCCAGAAUAGCUACGAAAAAAUUCGAGAACAACUGGUUACGUACAGAAAUCAAACUACAGCACAAGCAAAAAGAAGAACUUAAUAGAGCUCUUUACCACCUACAUUUAGAGUUAACUAGCAUACUCCAUCCAUUAGAAAUGUAUUAUGUAGAUGAAUAUGUUACAACCCUGUGUACAAAAGUUAGAACUACUAUAACUGAUAAACAUUCAAAAAAACUUGAAUCCCUUAAAGAAAAAUAUGACAGUGCCCAUAAUAAUGUAACUUCUAAAACACAGACUUUCUAUGAAAGAGUUAUCAACGAAACCAACAUUAGCUUCACAAACACAGAACAAGCUUUACUGAACAAAGGUCUUAAACACAAUAUUAAACCAAAAUUUAAUCAUCAUAAUUUAAAAAACCUCAUUGUUGAUACAAAGAAAGCUGCAGAUAUGGCCAACCUGAACCACAAUGAACAGAUUGUCUUAGCACAUAAAGUUAAUGAAAUUAUCCAGAAAGAAGAAAAGAAAGCAAAACAACACUCCAACCCAACUUUUGAAGAAAACAAAGUGCUGAAACAACUGAAACACAAACUCAAUGAACAUGAUGCUCUUGUUGUGAAAUCAGAUAAAGGAAAUUCCACAGUCAUCCUUUAUAAAAAUGAUUACAUUACUAAAACUCUUAAUUUUUUUGCAGAAAAUAACAUUACUGAACUGAACCAUGAUCCAACCACUAAAUUUCAGAAAAAAUUGAAGAAAAUGCUUAACCAAUGUAACUUCCUGCUGUCUGAUAAACAAAUAAAAGGUUGCACAUUAAUGAAUCCCACUGCCCCCAAACUCAGAGCACAGCCAAAGAUCCAUAAACAGAACUCUCCAAUUAGACCAAUUGUUAACUCCAAGAACACACCUGCAUAUAAACUCUCACAGUUGUUAAAUAAUAUCCUCAGAGAAUUUUACACUUUUGAAACCACAUACACAGUAAAAAAUGCACACGAGUUAACAACACUCAUCAAAGACAUAAAAAUCCCCGGAGAAGCUAGAUUUGCCUCAUUUGACAUUGUCAACCUGUUCACAAAUAUACCUGUUAAAGACACAAUUGAAAUUAUUAGAAAAAACCUCAUCAUACACAAAAAACUAACCAUACCAGAGAUUACAGAGUUGGUAGAUCUACUUGAACUAGUACUGUCCCACAACUACUUUUCAUUUAAUAAUAAAAUCUAUCAACAGAAAGAAGGCUUAGCUAUGGGUAACUGCAUGUCAAGUUUCCUAGCUGACAUUUUCAUCAACCACUUAGAGAAUAAGUUCUUCAAAGGAGAAAAUAAACUUGUUCAAAAAAUUGUAUAUUACAAGAGAUAUGUAGAUGACACACUACUCUUAUUUGAUGGCACUAAAGAUGAACUUGAAGAACUCCUCACAUCAUUCAACUCACUCCACAAUAAAAUAAAGUUCACAAUAGAACAUGAAACUAAUCAAUCCAUAAAUUUCUUAGACCUCACAAUUGUGAAUGAACAACAAGAACAUAACUUGUACAUUUACCGAAAACCAACCUACACUGACAUCACAAUACAUGAAUCUUCACACCACCCGAACACACAUAAGUAUGCUGCAUUUAGAUCAAUGUUGAACAGGGCACAUACAUUACCUUUAAAACCCAAAGCACUAACACAAGAAAUAGAUACUAUCAAAACAAUUGCAAUAAAUAAUGGUUACUCUGUAAAAUCAAUUGAUAAACUAUCUAAAAAAAUUCAGACCAACAUCAUCCAAAAAAACACUGAAAAGAUAACUACCGACACAAAACAAAUCUUCACAAGCAUUCCAUACUUAGGCACAGUAUCACAAAAAAUAGCUAACCUAUUCAAAAAAACCAAUAUUAAAAUAUCUUUCUCCACAAACAGCAAACUUGGAUACCACUUACCUCACACAGUGAACACAAACAAGCCAAUAACACAACACAGUGGAAUAUAUAAAUUACAAUGUAACAGUUGCCCUGCAUUUUACAUAGGAAAAACUGGAAGAACCUUCCACACACGGUAUAAAGAACACACCGACGCCUUUCGACUAAACCAUUUUGAGAAAUCUACAAUAGCUAACCACAUGUAUGUUAAUAAACACAGACUUGACAACAUCCACAACAGCCUAACUGUACUUCACACAGAACCCAACAGUAAAAAACUUAGCCUACUAGAACAGUUAGAAAUAAUGCUACACAAAGAAAAAUAUCCUCAAAACUUGUUGAAUGAACAAACAGAGUUUAACAGCCACAAUUUUUUCUACACAUUUAAAAGUUUAUUUUUUCCUGAGGAAUCAAAUCUAUAAUAGUACAAACAGUUGACAGCCUACAACAUGGUACCAAAUAAUUAUUUUAAUACUACCUGUGUACUGGUAAUACUAUAUCAUAUUAUCU
Molecule: messenger RNA, 3917 nt
Organism: Schistocerca gregaria
Lineage: Eukaryota; Metazoa; Arthropoda; Insecta; Orthoptera; Acrididae
Exons: 2
Coding region: 1361-3829 (822 amino acids)
Source: RefSeq, a predicted model, not a curated record